GAGUCAGAGCGUGUCACGUGGUGCCGGAAAUAAAGUGCGCAGCUGUUGAUCGAGCUGAUCACAGUAAUAAACACUCACAUUAAUAACACACACAACACUCCUUUAUUACAACUGAAAUUGAGUUGCGUUGAUAUUCACAGCUGCUUUAUUUAAAGAUUCAUCAGUGGGUUUGAGAUGGCGCUGAACCAAAACCAUCAUCCGAACGGAGGAGUUCUGAUCCAGGCCGGAGAGAGCAUCUUACGAGAAUGUAAGAACGUUGAACUUACCUUCAGUGAUGUCACGCCCAAGAACGACCUGUUCAAGGGGACGAAGAAGGGCUCCGUCUACCUCACUCAAUACAGGUGUGUGUUUCAGAUGGUGUUUAUGUGCAGUAAUGUGAAGGAGAAGUUCUGCUCCUUCAUGUUUCCAUACUACCUGAUGAAGAACUGCAGUAUUGAACAGCCUGUUUUUGCUGCCAACUACAUUCAGGGUUUGAUCAAAGCUGAAGCAGGAGGUGGCUGGGAGGGUCAGACAAACUUCAAGAUGUCUUUCCCCAGUGGAGGCGCUAUAGAGCUCGGACAACACCUCUUCAAACUGGCCACUAACGCGUCUCGGGCUCCAGCGGUUCACAAUGGCACCGCAGCGUUUGGAUUGGCUGCAGGUAUGAAUGGAUAUGCCAGUCCAGCGAUGCCACAGCCUUACCCGUAUCCCAGCAUGCCACAGGCUGGGUACAACCCAUAUCCAUACACCCCCACUGCUGCACCAGGUGUGUAUCCCAGCGCUCCCAUGUACAUGGCUCCUCCUCCUCCAUAUCCCGGACCACCACAGAACUGGUGCCCUCCUCCAGGAAACACAAAGGCAGCAGAAGCGGCCAGCAGCGCAUUUUACAACCCCAGUAACCCUCACAGCGUCUACAUGCCCAUGGAUCAGCCGCCUCCAUAUUACCCUCCGGAGAAUCCCGACAAGAAGAGCAACUGAAACAAACAUCAGCUCUUCUGUAUCGAAUCAUAUUACAAUAAAUAAUCCUGCUGUGGGUUUCUCAAACUCAUCUUCAACUAUCUUCAUAUAUACAACUAUUAUUUCAGUAUUUAAUCAUGAGCAUAAAAAUUAACAGUUUCUAUUUCUGCUCAUUCUGAUUUUAAUCCUAAUGAAGUGUGUGUAAGUUCAUUUGAUUAUAAAAUAAUAUUAAUGAUGAACGUCAGAGUAGAACUGAAGCAUUAAUGUGUCUUUAUUCAGUGUGUGAGUGUGUUUUCUCUCUCGUUUGAUUAAAUGCUUGUAAACUUCACUUUCUUACAAGUGGAUCUUAUAGACUGAUGAAUAAAGUUCUUAUAUUCUCAA
Myxocyprinus asiaticus (Chinese sucker) is the source of this 1317-nucleotide messenger RNA. RefSeq names its product WBP2 N-terminal like (gene wbp2nl). The transcript is spliced from 8 exons. Gene Ontology annotation, molecular function: chromatin DNA binding; transcription coactivator activity. The record is from RefSeq and is a predicted model, not a curated record. Gene Ontology annotation, biological process: positive regulation of DNA-templated transcription. NCBI's taxonomy places the organism in Eukaryota, Metazoa, Chordata, Actinopteri, Cypriniformes, Catostomidae. Gene Ontology annotation, cellular component: nucleus. The coding region runs from base 175 to 957 and encodes 260 amino acids.